Portunus trituberculatus (swimming crab) is the source of this 2030-nucleotide messenger RNA. Its product is annotated as fibrinogen-like protein 1. Lineage: Eukaryota; Metazoa; Arthropoda; Malacostraca; Decapoda; Portunidae. Bases 266 to 1858 code for a protein of 530 amino acids. The record is from RefSeq and is a predicted model, not a curated record. The transcript has 6 exons.
CACCUACUCAUUGAUGACAUAAAUUAGUUCAAAUUAUAGUUUUCAUUCAGCAUUUUUUUUAUUUAUUAAUUUACUUUUUGUAUUAUUAACUCGCUACUCUAAAAAGACUAAAUCUGGAGUCCUCAAAGCGGUGGAUAUCAACACCUAAGGAUGGAUGAAUAACCAGGCGGAAGAGGGAAACAUACAAACAGAACAGCAAAUACUGUAUAAUCAAAAAUAAAAAGUGAGACAGCCACAAAGCACCACCUGAACGAUCCCAACCACAAUGACCAGAGAUAAACCUUGUUGUCUGCUGUGGCUGCUGUGUGUUGUGACUGGCAGCCUAGGAAUCUCAGCAGGAUUCCAAGACAACGAUUAUCUUCCUACUCUACCAGAAGACCCUUUGCAGCCAGUGUGGGACGAUCUGGAUACUCUACCAUUAGAGAUUCUCAACGGUUUCAAAGACCAAAUGGACUUUCACACUCGCCAGAUGAAGACCUUGCUGACACAAAUUUUAAACCGUCUCUCGUCUCUGGAAGAUAAGAUGCAACACGAAAUCACGUCCCUACGCGAGGAAAUGGGGGAUUUAGUGACGGAUAGAUUGGUUAACGCCGAAACUAUGAUUCUGGAGGGCUUAUCUAAGUUUUCUAACGCCAUUACUGCCAGCAUGAAGGAAAAAUGUGACAUGGUUGACCAUGCAACUUCCUUCUCUGGAAAGUGGCUGGAGAUCGUGAAUGCGACAGUGAAGGAGGCAACGACCACUUGCUCCACACAGGCAGCGGGUCAGAGAGCAAGCAUGAAUCAAACAGUGUCUAAACUGGAGGCAGUGGCAAUGAGGGUAGAGGAGACGGCAGCGAAGGUGGAGGAGACGGCAGUGAAAAUGGAGGAGACGACAGCGAAUGUGGACGAGACGGUGACGAAGGUGGAGGAGACUACAACGAAGGUGGAAGAAAUGGACACGAAGGUAGAGGAGACGGCAGGGAAUAUGGAGGAGACGGCAACGAAGGUGGAGCUGGCGGCAGCGAAAGUAGAGGAGAUGGUGGCGAAAGUGGAGGAGGCGGCUGCGAAGAGAGAAUCGGCGGUGGAGGUAAAUGUGGAAGAGAGUUUGAGAAAUGGGAACAGGACGCAUCGCGCGACAGAUGGUUACGGAACAGUUAACGCCUUCUACUUGCCUCGGGACUGCUCGGAUAUACACUGGCAGCAGCCCGAAGCCCUGAGUGGGGUGUACCAAACCUUCCCAACUCUUGAUCCUAAGAGAUCCGUGCAAGCGUACUGUGACAUGGGGAGUGUCGGCGCCAAGGAGAAUGGAGGCUGGACGGUUAUACUGCGCAGACAAAACUCAACAUUGGGCCUUGAAAACUUCAACAGGUCGUGGGCGGAGUAUCGUGAAGGCUUUGGCCACAUCGGAGCAGGGGAGUGGUGGUAUGGACUGGCGCCCCUGCACUCAUUAACAUUCCGACAACCCUUUGAGGUGGAAUUCAUCUUGCACGACUUGGAACUAGGAGUGUUCCAAGCCUCCUACACCACCUUUAGGGUUACAAGCGAAGGAAAUAACUUCCGUCUUCUGACAAGUGGCUUUUCUGGCAACGUGUCUUACGACUCUCUUAACUCCAUGCACAACGGGGAGCCCUUCAGCACAUAUGACAAGGAUCUCGACUCAUUUGAAGGAAACUGCGCUUCUAACAACGGCGGUGGAUGGUGGUACAAAAAGUGUCACAGAGCGGCCCUCACAGCCACUUUCCCCACUACCAAGGACCGCAACUCCCGCACUAUCCGCUGGUACAGACCUGAUGGAUGGUUGGUUCUCGAUGAUGUCAUUAUGAAAAUAAGGCCAGCUAAUUAUGGCGAGCGAUUCAACAUUUAUACAGAUGGGGAGUGACUAAUGAAUUGCUAGUGUUGAAAACCACACUGAACAUUUCACUAUAGGAUUUCGAAACUCAUAAAAAAACAAUACUCAUUAUGUUUUAUUAUUAUAUUAACAAUAGAAUUUUAGAAUACUUUCCCUGUAUUUUUUCAUUAAACAAAUGCCUCUCACUUACAGAUGAAAAUGA